This is a messenger RNA of Marmota flaviventris (yellow-bellied marmot), 1482 nucleotides long. NCBI's taxonomy places the organism in Eukaryota, Metazoa, Chordata, Mammalia, Rodentia, Sciuridae. The record is from RefSeq and is a predicted model, not a curated record.
AUGACAUCCUGUGACUAUCUUGAAUGUGAGAAAAACAUCAUUAGCAAAUUAGAUUUUCCAGUACAUCUGGGGACACAUACAGAGCAAAGACCCUACUCAUGUAACCAGUGUGAGAAAUCCUUCAGCUAUGGGUCAGACCUUACAGUCCAUUGGAAAACUCACACAGGUGAGAAUCCUUACAAAUGUACUGAAUAUGUUCAAUCAUUUUACCAAAAAUCUGACCUCAGAGACCCUCAGAGAAUUCACACAGGGGAGAAAGUUUAUGAAUGUACUCAGUAUGGAACAACUUACAGCCGGGAGUCAAACCUCACACUAAAUGAGGCUGUCGACACUGUGGUGAAACUCUAUGAAUGUAAUCAAUGUGGAAAAACUUUUCGCCAGAAAUCACACCUCACUCGACAUGAGAAAAUCCACACUGGGGAGAAACCCCAUGAAUGUAAUCAAUGUGGAAAAACCUUUGGCCAGAAGUCCAACCUCAGGAAUCAUCAGAGAACUCACACAGGGGAGAGACCCUAUGAAUGUAAGCAGUGUAGAAAAACCUUUUGCUGGAAGUCACAAUUGACAUAUCAUGAGGCUGUCCACACUGGGGAGAAACACUAUCAGUGUAAGCAGUGUGGGAAAACCUUUUAUCAGAAGUCAGGUCUCAGGAAACAUCGAAGAAUUCACACUGGGGUACCACCCUAUGAAUGUAAUGAAUGUGGAAAAACCUUUGGCCAGAAGUUCAAUCUCAGGAAGCAUCAAAGACUUCAUAUAGAGGAGAGGCCCUACAAAUGUAAUCAGUGUGGAAAAACCUUUUUUUGGAAGUCACAACUGAGUCAACAUGAGGCUGUCCACGCUAGAGAGAAACACUAUGAGUGUAAGCAGUGUGGAACAACCUUUUAUCAGAAGUCAGAUUUCAGGAAACAUGAAAGAAUUCACAUUGGGGAACCACCCUAUGAAUGUAAUGAAUGUGGAAAAACCUUUGGCCAGACGUUCAGUCUCAGGAAGCAUCAAAGACUUCAUACAGGGGAGAGGCCCUACAAAUGUAAUCAGUGUGGAAAAACCUUUUGUUGGAAAUCACAACUGAAUCAACAUGAGGUUGUCCACACUGGAGAGAAACACUAUGAGUGUAAGCAGUGUGGAAAAACCUUUUCCCGAAAGUCCAGUCUCAGAAAACAUCAGAAAACUCACACAAGUGAGAAAUCCUAUGAAUGUAAUGAAUGUGAGAAAACUUACCAGAAGUCCUACCUCAGGAAACAUCAAAGAAUUCACACAGGGGAGAAACCUUAUGGAUGCAAUCAAUGUGGAAAUCCCUUUUCCCAGAAGUCAGACCUCAGGAAGCAUCAAAGAAUUCAUACUGGGGAAGAACCCUAUGAAUGUAAUGAAUGUGGAAAAGCCUUUGCCCAGAAGUCAGACCUCAGGAUACAUUAGACAAUUCACACAGGAGAGAAACCCUAUGAAUGUAAUCAAUGUGGGAAAACCUUGGCAGGAAGUCACAGCUGA